CCACAGAUUUUCCUUAGACCCUACAUACUGACAUACCAAUCAUUAACAUGGUUAGACGCAAUGUAGUUUUUCUUUGCGGCAUAGCUUUCUUUUUUGGAAGUCUCGUUGUAAUGUUGAAACAGUUGGACAGACAACAAGGCCAGGAAAUAGUUGCACGAGAUGAUCAGGAAUCAUUAUCGGAAUUGAAUGCUAGAUUCAUUAACUUGGAAAACGAAUUGAAGGAAAACAAAAGAACAAUGGUUAAGCUGCAAAGUGGACUGGAUGAUUUGGUUGAGUUAUCACGAGUAGCCAAUGCAAAAGUACCCAAUCGCAAAGAGCUGGUGGAAAAUAUUUUACAAAAAGAAGAUGGGAAAAAAAAUCCUUCCUUACAUUUUCCUGGUGUUGGAUUCAAUUUCUCGUCAGAGCAGUUUCCUGCUUGUCAAGACUUGAAUUACUUUGGUGCAAAUUGUGAUAUUGAAAUGAACGAUGAGUAUGGUGGUUUUAACUGGAAGGAUGUUAAUGGUGGAGUCUGGAAACAAGGUUUUGACAUUCAAACUAAUGAUGCUGAAUGGGAAGGAAAGAAAUUAAAAAUACAUCUGGUCCCUCACUCUCAUAAUGAUCCUGGAUGGCUGAAAACAUAUGAAGAUUAUUUUCGUAGCGAAACGAGACAUAUUCUGGAUAAUAUUGUUGAUUAUUUGGGCUUGGAUAAAAGAAGACGAUUUAUUUGGGCCGAAAUGUCGUAUCUUUCAAUGUGGUACGAUAUCGCGGAUGAUGGCCGAAAACAAAAAUUAAAAGAAUUGAUAAAGAGCGGACAAUUAGAAAUUGUCACAGGAGGAUGGGUUAUGAAUGACGAAGCUAAUACUCAUUAUUUUGCAAUGAUUGAUCAAAUGAUAGAAGGACAUGAAUGGCUGGCUAGAACAUUUGGAGUCAUUCCUAGGACUGGGUGGGCCAUUGAUCCUUUUGGCCACACCCCAACGAUGGCAUUUUUAUUGAAAAGAAUGGGUCUAACAAAUAUGCUUAUACAAAGAGUUCACUAUAUUGUGAAAAGAAAUUUCGCUGAACAGAAAAAACUUGAAUUUAGGUGGAGACAGCAGUGGGACGGUGGAAGCUCCACUGAUAUUAACUGCCAUAUGAUGCCUUUUUAUAGUUACGAUGUUCCUCACACGUGUGGUCCUGAUCCUAAGAUCUGUUGUCAGUUUGAUUUUGGGCGUCUUCCAGGAAUGCGCAGAACUUGUCCAUGGGGUGUUCAACCAAAGAAAAUUACUAAAGAUAAUGUGGCGGAACGUGCCAAAAUGUUACUUGACCAAUAUCGUAAAAAAUCAAAGUUAUUCGCAACAGAUACAUUACUCGUUAUACUGGGAGAUGAUUUCAGAUAUCAAAAGAUGGAUGAAGUUGAAGGCCAAUUCACUAACUAUGCAACACUCUUUGAUUACAUCAACUCGCAUCCUGAAUUAAACGCAGAAGCCAAAUUUUCAACACUCUCCGAAUAUUUUGAUGCAAUGUUACAUGACGUUGGCGGUUCACAGAAUCUGCCUUCUCUCUCAGGAGAUUUCUUUACAUAUGCUGAUAGACAAGAUCAUUACUGGAGCGGGUAUUAUACAUCAAGACCGUUCUAUAAAACACAGGAAAGAAAUUUGGAAGCUCAUUUACGAGGAGCUGAAAUAUUGUUUUCAUUGGCUCUCCCAGUUGCAAGAGAAUCUGGAAUUGAUCCAUCCUUUUCAAAUAAAUUAUAUCCUUUACUGCAAUAUGCAAGACAAAAUCUUGGAUUAUUCCAACAUCAUGACGGUAUCACGGGAACUUCUAAAGAUCCUGUUGUAAAAGAUUAUGGAAGAAAAUUACAAAACAGCGUCAUGAAGGCAAAAGAAGUAAUGUCACGUUCCGCAGAACUUCUCUUGCUGAGAGAUCCCACUUCAUUUAAAUCUGAAAAGGACCUAACUCUUGAUUACGAUUCGAUUCUUGCAUCUCAUGAUAAGAUUGGAGAUAAAGUUGUCAUUAACAUCGACAAGACUUCAGGAACACCAUCCACCAUCGUUAUUUAUAAUUCUCUUUCCUAUGAUAGGACUGGUCUUGUACGUCUAAUUGUAACGGCACCACAUGUAAAGGUCACUGAUCACAAGAACCAACUAAUUCCCUCACAAACCAACCUCAUUUGGAUUGAACCAACUGCUACCAAAUUAGACCAGUUUGAACUGGUUUUUGUUGCUACGGUUGCAGCUACUGGACUAGCUACUUAUCAAAUCAGCUUUCAAAACAUCCCACAGAAUUCUUUAUCAAAAGUAGAUUUGUUGAACGUACAAGAAGCCAACAAUUUACAUUUUUGCGAUGAUUUUACCGUCACUACAAAACCAUCCGUUACAGAAGAAUUUUCCAUUGAAAAUGAAGAAUUAAUUGCAUCGUUUUCUACUAAAAACGGCUUACUUCGAUCAGUAACAACAAAAAGGGAUAAAAAUAAAAUGAAGGUUGCCAUAGAUUUUGGUGUUUAUGAAGCAAGAGGAGGAAAAGAACGUUCCGGAGCUUAUUUAUUUCUCCCGUCUGGUCCUGCUUCUCCACAUCUUACAGAUUCAGCUCGUCCCAUUGUCAGAAUUGUUGAAGGUCCUUUAUUGAAGGAAGUCCACGUACUUGCACCCAACGUUGAACACAUAGUUUCGCUUCAAAUUACUGACAAACUUGGUGCUGCACCUUUUGGAAUUUUUGUCACAAAUAAAGUAGACAUAAGAAAUGGCAUGGAUAAUAAAGAAUUAUCAAUGAGAAUCACUGCUCCUGACGUAGCCAACGAUGAAAACUCAUUCUUUACUGAUCUCAAUGGAUUCCAGAUGCAGAAACGGAAAACUCGUCUCGAUAAGAUUCCAAUCCAAGCAAAUUUUUAUCCUAUGCCAACAAUGGCGUUUAUUCAAAAUGAAAAAGCAAGACUCACUGUUCUAACUGGUCAGCCUCGUGGUGUCGCCUCCCUUGUUUCAUCACAAUUGGAAAUUAUUCUCGACCGACGAUUGAUGCAAGAUGACAAUCGAGGGAUGGGACAAGCGACAAAAGACAAUCUAGCUACGUCAGACAAUUUUGUUAUUUUAAUUGAACGUUGGAGCAAUACACCAGGCGUACCAGACAGUUCUUCUGACAACCAUUUUCCAUCAAUAAUUGCGCAUCACUCGUUAUUAGAACUUCUUCACCCUAUGUGGUCAAUGCAAUAUCGAAAUAUUGAACAUAAUGAAGUAACGACAACAUAUAAAGACAGUUACUUACCUCUUGCGGGUUCUAAACAAAGUGCAGAUGAGCCUCCUCUGCCGUGUAGUGUUCACAUUGUCAAUCUGAGAAGCAUCGAAUCAAAAGAAGUAGAGGGAACACCGACAGAUGAAUCUGCGUUGAUUGUUCAAAAGUUUGGACAUGAAUGUCAUCUUGAUACUUGCAGAUUAUAUAAAUCAUCUUGCCUUGCUUCCGAUUCAGAAGACUUUCUUAAUCUAGCUACGUUUUAUCCCGCAACAAACAUCGUUAGUACAAGUUUAUCACUGCAAUACACAGAAGACGAAAUACCACCAGAUGGAGACUGGAAGAUUGAACCAAUGGAAAUAAAAACAUUUAAAAUAAGAUUAAAAUAAACGAUACAUCUCUGAAUAAUAAAAAAAAGAUUAUUUAGUAAAAACAAAACGAAAAGAUGGAGCAUCACAUCCACUCUGUUUCCGACACAAUUACCAGUAUAACAAGGGAUGAAUAAGAAAUUAGGAAUACUUAUUUCAGGAGUAAGAACUUCACCUAGCUGGGGAUCUUUUUUUCAAUUUUCCAAAGUGUAUUUAUUAACAUGAUUUCUGUGUUACAGAUCAGACAUUUUUUUUUCUUUACACCAUAUAUAUAUAAGGAGUUGAAAUAUUCUGAAAAUUCAAAUUGUAUUUAUUAGCGCGAUUUCUGUGUUACAGAUUAAAUAUAUUACACUAACCAUUGUGAAGCGCUUUGUAAUGCAUUAAUUUAUCUCAUUUUUAUCAGUAUGGUUGAAAAUUUUUCUAGUACAUAGAGAGAAUGUCUUCACAUAUGCAGUGCAAGUCAAAGUAAAAUUGGAUUUUAUCGUAUGACGUGAUACAGAAUUAUUAUCGUCGUUUUUUUUAAGAUUUUGUGCUAAUUUUUCAAUGUUAAUCCUUAUGCACGGUGGUGCCAAACUUUGCAUUCUAUGCAUGAGUGUCCAAGACCCUGGUUCAAGAAAGUAUGUUUUGCCAAGCAUGAUUUGUAGUACACAUUCAUAUGGGUUAUCAUUGGCCACAGACGUUUUUUGUUUUGUUAAUACCUUUAUUAUAAUGUAAAGGUUAGGUUGAUACUGAUAUAAUGAUCGAAUACUGAUACUGUCUGAAAUAAGCAGUGUAUUUGAGCUCCCUACUAAUAUUUACUAUUUACUGUGCUUAGUAAAUGUAUCUAAAAUUGGUGAUAUUUUUCAUGCUUUUUUUACUAAAAGAUUUAAAAUAAAAUAUUUUAUUGUUUGCUUUUGUGUCAUUUAUUUUUUCUUGGAUUGUGAUUUUGAUGGUGAUGUGCAAUUUAUUUAAAAUGUUCGUUAUGGUUUCAUUACAUUGGUAUUUGUCCUGUAAUUCUAACACUGAUUUUAUUAGCGAAUUGAUCGAGAAAUUAUAACUCUUAUCGGUGUAUGCAACGAAAGGAAUAUUUGAAUGCUUUCGUAUUACUCAGUUUGUUAUGAAUUAAUCCUUUAUUUUAAGCAAAAAAUUGUAUUAUUAAGCAUUUGACUACCUACACCAACAUAUUUAAGUUCGAAAUAUUGCAGAAAAUAGUAAUCAUAAUGUCUAUCAUGACUUCUUCCUGUUAUAAAAUUAAAUAUUCAUGAAUAUAGAAUCAUUUAUGACUGUUGUCUUUCGAAAAGGGCUAACUUUUCCUAUUAGAAAAUAUAUAUGAAAUCGUGAAUUAUUCGGAUGGACAUUCUUGAACGUGGAACACUGGUUAGAAAAACAUAACCUUCUUUACCUCUCCUAUUGUUAAGAUUCAAGUCUAGUUUAUUUUUCAAUUUCUGGAAAAUUACAGUUCUUGAAAAUGACAAUGUUUGCAUCUGUGCAAUUUCUUCCGAAAACAUGGCUUAAUGUAGAAUAUAUCACUAUUGUAUUUUUGAAAUGUUUCUUUUUAUUAUUAUUUAUGUUAUCUGUACAGCCA
Messenger RNA from Styela clava, 5112 nucleotides. RefSeq names its product alpha-mannosidase 2-like. The record is from RefSeq and is a predicted model, not a curated record. Gene Ontology annotation, molecular function: alpha-mannosidase activity; carbohydrate binding. Gene Ontology annotation, cellular component: Golgi membrane. NCBI's taxonomy places the organism in Eukaryota, Metazoa, Chordata, Ascidiacea, Stolidobranchia, Styelidae. Gene Ontology annotation, biological process: protein deglycosylation; mannose metabolic process; N-glycan processing.